Geodia barretti is the source of this 200-nucleotide messenger RNA. NCBI's taxonomy places the organism in Eukaryota, Metazoa, Porifera, Demospongiae, Tetractinellida, Geodiidae. The record is from the annotation of a GenBank genome assembly.
UCUCCCCGGCUAUUAAGAUACUAUUUGGUGAGUAUAAAUCCAUGGAAAUGUGGCGCUAAUCCGUCUUCAGUCGCUUCUGAGUAGGUGGUUGCAGUACGAUGUUCGCUGGAGGUAUCUGGCGCCAGUGCUCCGCCACCACACACUUCAGGCGCUCUACUCUGUUUGACAUAUUUGACAUGCCCAGGCCAACCCUCCACUGC